Molecule: messenger RNA, 1525 nt
Organism: Mus pahari (shrew mouse)
Lineage: Eukaryota; Metazoa; Chordata; Mammalia; Rodentia; Muridae
Exons: 4
Coding region: 75-746 (223 amino acids)
Cellular component (GO): mitochondrion
Molecular function (GO): fatty acyl-CoA hydrolase activity
Source: RefSeq, a predicted model, not a curated record
UGUCCCCGGGAGUCGCAUGCAACACGCGGCCUGCUGACGGUUUUUAUGGAAUUGAGAGGAGCUCUGCUCAAAAGAUGGCCAUGAGACGGCUGCUGAGAAAUAUCUGUUUACCUUGGAAUCACAGGAAUUCUGACGCAGCAAUCACUGUGAUUCCUUCGGCAUGGAGGCUUCUUCCUAGAAAUGCCGCUCGUUCCCUAGCUACAUCAUCAGCCAAUCAGCGAGCGGAGGAUCGCCAUCGGCAGCUGGAGGCCUAUGGAUACUUCCUGCCCAUCCAGACCCGGUGGCAGGACAAUGACCAGUACGGCCACGUGAACAAUGCUGUGUACUACAGCUACUUCGACACUAUAAUCAACCACUACCUGCUCAGGUACUGUGGCCUGAAAACCAGCUUGCUGACAUCCCCCCUGGUGGGGUUCAUGGUGACCAAUCAGUGCAAGUACCAUACACCCAUCAGCUUCCCUCAGAUCCCGCUGGCUGCCCUGGCUGUGGAGAAAGUGGGUCGCUCCAGUGUGUGCUACCGUCUGGCUCUGUUUCCUCCUAAACCCACCAAGGAGCUGCCUUCAGUAAAUCAUCAUGAUCUCGUUGAUGGUUUGUUCUCAGGCCACCCUAAAUUAGCACAGUUUGACACUCUGGCAUGUACCACUGGGUCUUCCGUCCAUGUCUUUGUGAAUCCAGCCACUAGCAAACCAGAGAGCCUUCCAGAAGACUUCAGGAACAGUCUCCAGAAGCUGAUGAGCCUGGCAUAGUGAGAAUUGUCUCACAUUACCCAUGGAUAUCACCAUGUCAUAGAGUGAAGUUUGGCUUGUUCUCUGUUCAUUUCCCUUUUAACUCCUUAGCAUAUGUUUUUUACCUUUAAAAUGGUUGUCAAUGCCUUAAAUGUUUUUAUAGUGGUUAUUGAACUUCAUAGUGGAAUAUCUCUUUGGAACAGCCCUGUAGCCAAGUUCUUUACACAACUUAACACACAUAGCAGCUUAAACUAUACAAGAGGGAGGCACCAUUCUAACCCCUUUAUGAGAAGUGCACAGUGAGGUUUGCAGACAGAAGCCAUUCACCUUUGUGAAACUGCCAUACUCCAAAGUAACUCUCAAUCUCGGGACUGAUGUCCCCUCUGCCAUGAGCCCCAACCCUGAGCAAACCCAGGGCCGUGAAGAUGGCCAUUUCCACCUAGUGGCCAUGCAUUGCCUGCAGGCCCGUUCUUCUGCUAGCUUCUCCACAUCCAAUGAAACUCUUUAUUUCUUUGCCAAUAUCUUAUCAGCAGGUUAUCUAUUUCCCAUGGUGUGGGUUCAUUAAUCUAAUUUGACUCAUAUCUCUAGCUUCUUUCAGUAAAUAGAGCACUGAUUUUUUUUUUGUCUGUCAGUGUGAACUUAUGGUACUAGAAAAAUUACCUUUCCUCUUCCUAUUUGAAACAACAAAAUGUUAAACCUUUGAUGCUUCUCUGCCACAUCUUUAGCCUGUAUCCAUCACCUGUGUCAUGGGUGGAAGUCAACAAGUAACUGAAUAAAAUUAGUCUCCGAUGCUACCUGAA